GGAACAGAUAAGUAGUUACUAGGUUGGAUGUUACCAGUUUGAAGCAUGCAGCCCAGCCCUUUGUACCAGAACUUAGGGAAGUCUGUCCGUCACAGUGUCUACCUACGCACCUCGGGCACCACACGUCUCAAGGAGAGGAAACUGGUGGGUGCUCACCCCGGCUGGCUGGCAGGUCGAGGCGCCAAGGAUGCCGGGGCGGGAUUCACUGGAGCUGAGCAGGAUGGGGCGCAAAGGAUGCUCUGUAAAUCAAAAUGCCGCCAGACAACCCGAAGAUCAACAACUAUCGCUAAUCUGCAAUUUGCUCGUCAUCACUGUGGCUACCAAUGAGACCAAUGGAUAUCAGCGGUUCAUGCGGUCCCUUAGGGUCUAUGGCCUUCAGGUUAAGGUGUUAGGUCUGGGAGUCACCUGGGAGGGAGGAAAUAUGGAGAAUAAUAUGGGAGGCGGCCACAAGAUCAACCUGUUAAAGUCUGAACUCUACAAGUACAAAGAUGAUGAAAACAAGAUUAUCAUGUUUACUGACAGCUAUGAUGUGAUAGUCACAGGUGGUAAAAACACCAUCCUAGAGAAAUUUGACUCCCUUGAUGCCCGAGUAGUGUUUGGUGCUGAAGACUUUUGUUGGCCUGAUAAAAGUCUUGCUGAAAACUACCCACGGGUUUCAUUUGGUUACAAGUAUCUGAAUUCUGGAGGUUUUAUUGGUUAUGCCUCAGAUCUUUAUGGAGUUGUAUCAUCACAUAAUAUUAGAAAUGAUGAGGAUGACCAGCUGUACUACUCACAAAUAUACAUCAACAAAGAAUUGAGGAACAAGUAUAAAAUGAAGCUUGAUACCCAUUCCAGGAUAUUCCAAAAUUUGAAUGGGCAGUUUGGUGAUAUCUCACUGAAAUUUGAAGAUGAUGAUGUCAGGAUACAGAACACAGUGUAUCAGACCAUCCCUGUCAUCAUUCAUGGAAACGGACCCACCAAGGUGUUGCUGAACUCCCUGGGAAACUACCUGGCCAAGUCCUGGAUUGUGAAUGAAGGCUGCCUUGCCUGUGAGGAGAACAAGCUGGAGAUGGAGACUGUAGUGGAAGAAGAUCUUCCCCAAAUUCUGUUUGGUGUAUUUAUUGAAAAACCUGUACCUUUUCUGGAGGAAAUGUUGGGGAAGAUUGAACUGCUGGAUUACCCAAAACACAAGAUGGAUUUAUUUGUUCAUAAUCAGGUAAAAUUACAUGAAGAGUUGGCAAGUGGCUGGGUUGCCAAUCUGAAGUCUCUGGGAUACCGCUCUGUCAAGUAUAUUUCUAUCAGUGACAACAUUAAAGAGUGGCAUGCUCGUAAUUUGGCUGUAGAACUGUGUUUAAAGAACAACUGUGAUGGAUUCUUCAGUAUUGAUGGUGAGGUUCACCUUGACAAUCCAAAGACACUGUCUCUUCUGCUGUCACACAAUAGACCUAUUCUUGCUGCUGGCAUGGUGCGUGAUGGCCAGGCUUGGUCAACCUUCUGGGGAGCGGUCAAUGAGGAUGGGUUCUAUGCUCGUUCCAUGGACUACAUGGACAUUGUCAACAAUAAGAGAAGAGGAAUCUGGAAUGUGCCGUACAUCACCGGGGUGUACCUCAUCCAGGGCACCGUGCUACGGAAUGCAGAGACACGCCCCAACUAUAUCCACAGGCUGCUGGACGCUGACAUGGCCAUGGCCGCCAACAUGAGAGACAAGGGUGUGUUCAUGUAUGUGACUAACCUGGAGGAGUACGGCCACCUGGUGGACCCGGACUUCUUCCCCACCAAGUACCUGCACAACGACAUGUGGCAGAUGAAGGCCAACCGCCGCGAUUGGGAGAAACGCUACAUCUCUCCCGAGUACUGGCAGGCGCUCAACCCAAACACUCUUAACAAAAUGCCAUGCCCUGACGUGUACUGGUACCCACUGUUCACCACACGUUUCUGUGAGGAGUUCAUUGCAUUGGCUGAGGAUAACGGUGGAUGGUCAGAUGGCAGCAAUGAUGAUCCCAGACUGGCUGGUGGGUAUGAGAAUGUGCCAACUGUUGACAUCCACAUGAACCAGAUAGAGUAUGAACAGGAGUGGCUAUGGAUUCUUCGCCAUUAUGUCAAACCUAUGGCAGAGAAAGUUUUCAUAGGAUACGAUAGUGACGCCCGAGCCAUCAUGAACUUCAUCGUUAGGUACAGACCCACAGAGCAGUCCUUCUUGCGGCCCCAUCAUGACUCCUCAACCUACACCGUCAACAUUGGACUCAAUCGCCCACACAUUGAUUAUGAGGGAGGUGGUGCUCAUUUCAUCCGGUACAACUGCUCUGUGGUGGACACACGGGUGGGUUGGUCACUCAUGCAUCCCGGUCGCCUCACCCACUACCACGAGGGCCUGCAGACCACUAAAGGGACACGCUACAUCAUGGUUUCUUUCAUUGAUCCAUGAUUUCUCAGUAUUUUUUAUAUCUAAUGUUAUUCUUUGUAUUUGAUCUGAAUUUCUAGUCUAUAGCCUGGUAGAAAUCUACUGAUCCUUUCUGUUAUGAUUCUCUUCAUGUCUCAACCAUAUUGUCAAAUUUUACAAAAUGUGUGACAGAUUGAUGUGUAUGAGUGUUCCCAAGAUAUUUUAUAUGACAAUGUGGUAAUUGAAAAGCAUCUUUUUUUUUUUUUUUUUUUUUUUUUCUGAGAAGCAAAACUCCUUGCAAAUUGAAUAUCAUGUAUAGUUACCUGAAUGCCUUAUAUCUCUGAUGUAAUAUUACUGAUUCAGUUCUCAGUGUCUGACAUGUAUACUUAUGUAGCUUGCACAGUAUAUCCUGAUGCCAGCCACUUUGAUAGCUUGAUGCCACCCAGCAGCAAGCCAAGCACCAUUACAGAAUAGAAAUGUGAGGUUUGUGGGGCCAAUUAAUUUUUAUCUGUUUAUUUAGAUUGUCAUAAUUGCCAGUGAACAAUUGGAAGGAAUAUAUGAAAAGAGUUGCAUUACUGCAGUUGCUCUUAAGGAAUAUAAAUCAGAUCUACAUAAAUGUUCACUAUUGUGGCUGAUAUGCUACCAGUAUUUGAAGAAAUCAUAUUUUGUAUUACACCUUAAAAUCACUGCAGUUAUCUAGAUUUUUAAUCCUAGUUUGCUGUCCCCUUAUGAUUCCAUAUAUUGGUACAAGAUGUAGGAAAGAAAGAAGAGAAAUUUGUUCUUCCUUCUCACUGGAGUUCACAUUCCUGAAAUUAUAAAAUAAUAUAUGAAUCUUAGAAACUUAAUAUUUUAGGAUUUUUAUUUUACAUAGAAGAAGAUUAUUUGCAUCUGUUUUUUAGAGUAAUGUAUUUGUAUUUGUCUUAUUUCCAUGUGAAUUUUGUUCAGUGUCAAUUUCAUAACAUAUCCUACUUCAUUUACAUCUUCUCAUAAUAUGUACCAUAUUAUGCUUUUGAUUACAGCAUUACAGCUUUGCCCCAAUUUUUCAAGUAGUGUAGCAAUAUCAGAGCCUUUCUAUAAUGUCUCCCAUGCAUAACAUUCCACCUACAGUACUUGUGCUCUUACAUCUUAUUUGAUGCAGCUGUGUUUUGUUCUUGAAAAUUCAGUGUAGUGGCAAAGUAUAUAACAUUGUAGGAAAGAGCAUAUUGCAUUAAAGAUAAAGGAAAGUGUUUUAUGGAAAAUUAAUAGUUAUCUCCACCAAAAUCAAAUGAUGUACAUGUAGGUACCCAUUAUACUUAUAUCUCAAAAAUGAAUUACCAAUAUAAUUAGUGUACUUAUAGAAUGACAACAGGAUGUGUAAAACAUUAAAGUUCAAGACACUUCUCAUAUCAGUUAUUUUCUUUUUUUUUUUUUUUCUUUUUUUUCUGCACACUGUCAAUAUAGCAAAUAGAUAGAUAGACAGCAGUUCGAAGGAAUCAUUUUCUUUUGUAUAGUUUUACAAUUUAUGUAAGAAUUCUAGUGAAUGAGAUAUAUAUAUAUAUAUAUAUAUAUAUAUAUAUAUAUAUAUAUAUAUAUAUAUAUAUAUAUAUAUAUAUAUAUAUAUAUAUAUUACAUUGGUUACAAGAGACUUGUGUUCCAAUGACAUUAACCUGUCAAUUGGUGUGCUGGUGUGUUUCAGGAGGUGGUUCUGGUACUGGUACUGCACACUCUUAGCAGCAUGCUGUAUGAGGAACAUUACAUUGAUGAUCUCAGCCACUUCCCAGGCUGAAAAAUUCAAGCUGAUGGUGCUAUUUAUAUUGAUAUUGUGAUUUUGGUUAUAUUUUUAAGUAGGUAAAACUGCCAAAACAGUUGCACAAAUGUAAUGCAUGCCAUAUGUGUAGAAUAUGUGUUCAUUAUAUUAAUAAAACUUUUUACACGA
Messenger RNA from Portunus trituberculatus (swimming crab), 4274 nucleotides. RefSeq names its product procollagen-lysine,2-oxoglutarate 5-dioxygenase 1-like. Bases 188 to 2404 code for a protein of 738 amino acids. Gene Ontology annotation, biological process: peptidyl-lysine hydroxylation. Gene Ontology annotation, molecular function: iron ion binding; procollagen-lysine 5-dioxygenase activity; L-ascorbic acid binding. Gene Ontology annotation, cellular component: endoplasmic reticulum. The transcript has 18 exons. The record is from RefSeq and is a predicted model, not a curated record. NCBI's taxonomy places the organism in Eukaryota, Metazoa, Arthropoda, Malacostraca, Decapoda, Portunidae.